AUGGUAUAUUAGUCGAUUUAUUUCAACUUUUAUAUACAUCUCGCUAUAUUGAUAAUUUAUAUCUUAUCUUAUUUUGUGUGGGGCAAUCUUGCCACGGAUUUUUUUAUCGAAAAGGCUAUGAAUUCUUCAAUUUUAAGAAACUAUCGUCGGGCAAGAAUGCUGUUUUUUUGGUGUAAAUAUUUGAACAAAAUUUAGUUAUAUAGUUGUUAGCAAUUAUUAUCAAUAUUCUAAUCACUAUUUUAAGUGUUGAACUCUAGUUUUUUCAACUCAGCUAUGCUUUUGUUCUUUUUCCUCAAAUUAUACACAAUAUUAGAUGGAACUCCAUAGAGAAUUUUAAUUUAUUUUAUCUUUUUGGAUAUUUGUCUUCAGGAUUGCUAUUUUAAGUAUUUAUUUCAUAUUAAUAUAGACUUACUUGCAAUUCUAUUAUGUAUAGAGUAAUUUUAUAGAAUUCGAUUACCUAUUUAUAAUAUUAUUUUACUGUAUUUAUUUGAUAUCUGUUUUGCUUCUUUAUUUACAAUAUAAAUAUGGAUCAAGAUGCAUCUUACCUAAAUGGAUAUUGAAUAAAUAUUAUUAGGAUUGUGCUAUAUGCUUAGAUUGUAUUGUAAUUGCUGAUAUGGAGAAUCAACUUUUGUAAGCCCCAGUUGUUUUGACAUAGUGUAAACACAAAUUUCAUGAAAAAUGUCUAAGAAAAUGGUUAUAAGAGAAGGAAGAUUGUCCCUUAUGUAGAACAAAGUUAGAUGAGAUGAAUUGA
Molecule: messenger RNA, 751 nt
Organism: Paramecium octaurelia
Lineage: Eukaryota; Ciliophora; Oligohymenophorea; Peniculida; Parameciidae
Source: the annotation of a GenBank genome assembly